AUGGAGGACGCGAUAAGCCAGCUUCAGGACUUGGGUGUUACUCGAGGACAGGCCAAGAAGGCGCUUGCACGAUACAACAACGAUGUGGCAAGAGCUGCUGAUUUCAUAUUUUCUGGAGCUUUUUUGAGUGAUGACGAAGACGAUACUCAUCAAGGACAUGAGUCCACGAUGGAAACAGAUGAACAGCUUGCCAUAAGACUCAGCAGAGAAGAAGACGAAGCGCUUCAGCAAGCAAGCUUUAACGAUAACACUACAUUCAAAGAAACUAUCACUACACCGCCUUCACCUGCAGUAACUGUCGAAAGUGAGCCUGUACAACUUGAUAAAUCGGCCAGCCAUACCAACUAUGAUUCAUCCAAGUGGAGUGUUGUACCAUUCAAGGAAUCCGAGACAGCACCAAGCAACAUGCACACAACAACAGCAACAACAACAUCUUCGGCGCAACUGAUGAACGAAGCUUCAUUGACUUGGUGGAAGGACCCCGAAGAUCCCUCAGAGAGAAUGGCGUUGGAUGAUUUGCCCAUUGGACUUCGACCUCCAUCUUACAACUUUGCCUAUUCGCCUAUUCUCGUCCAAGCUUUAUUUCAUGUCACAGCGUUUCAAGAAGCAGUUUUAUCGUUUAGACCAACACCUUAUGCUUGGGGAGCACCUAAAAAUUACUGGAAGGGAUUUGGAGAGCCUGUACCAGGUUAUAUCAUGCGCGAGGUGGUAACGAAGCGUCAAGUGACGAAACCUGUCAUCCCCCCUGAAGCUCCCUCCACAGCAACAACAACAACACCGCCUCCUCCACCACAGCAUGCUUUGGAUACUGCAGAUGAAAACUUGAUUUCACUUGACUCACCUGAAAACAAGAUGGCAGCAUUGACUAUUGGGGAUGAGAAUGAGGAUCAAGAUGACAAGAUAAUUAUUCAUGAUGACGAUUCUGGAAGCAGCAUCAACGAAGACACAACCGAUAGUGAUUUACCUCCUUUAAUCGUUGAAGCGACACCUGUGGAAGAGGAAACAGUCGAGUUUGUGGAUCAUGUAGAAAAUGAAGUACAACUCAUGCCGAAAUGCUUGGAAGCGCUGGCUGAAUUGCAGAAACUGUUUGCAUUUUUGGGCAAUACUUCGCGAUUGUAUGGAAACGUUUCGCAUUAUGUGAGAGCAUUGAACACCAAGCUGACAUCCAGUGGCUGGGAGUUUAGUGACCAAACCUUUGAAGGUGAGGAAGCUAGUUCAGAGAUGAGUAGAGCAGAGAUUAAUUCGCUUCAAGCCUUUCUGGAUAUGAUGAUCAAUGGCCUAGUAGAGGCGGAUGAGCAAUCUGACAAGGCCAUGGACAUGUCGUUUGUGCCCUUAUUCAGAAGCUUAUUUUUGCUCAAGGCAAGAAUCGAAUACGGGGAUGAUUACGACAACGAGGAAGUGUAUUAUUUGACCAUCAGCCUUGACAAAACCAUGAACUCGUUUCAUGGAUGUCUUGACCCUCUCGUCUACGAAAAUUACGACAUGGAUGACAGCAGUGUAGAUCCCAGCAUUUCAGACGACGAAGACAAAGCGUCCUACAAACUAACAACCUUCAAGCAAAUACCACCCAUCCUUUUAAUCGUUUUAGAGAACCGUACAGCACCUAAAAAGUCGAAUUUUGAAUACAAGAUUGAUACAACAAUCUACAUGGAUAGAUACAUGCUGGAAAAGAAGGAAGUGUCAUUAGCAGGAUUUCAAGAAAUGGAAGCAUGUCGUAACGAAAUCGCCAAAUCAAGACUGGAGAUGGAGAAGCUAAAGGGUGGUGGAAAUGGACCUACGGCUAUUGAUAAACGAGACAUCUUGAUACAAACUCUCAGCUAUUUCAAAAACAAAGAGCAAGACAAGGGAGAACCAUCUGCUGCUGACGAGGAGCUCAACACAUUAAAGGACAUGAUUCACUCGGUUAAAGCGAACAUUGAAUCGAGAUUACAAGAUUUGGAAACAUUGAUAGCUGAGCAAAGAGAAAAAAUCGACAGCAUUUUCAACACGCCUGACAUGAAGGAGAAUCCUUAUGAAUUGAGAGCCUCGUUUCAUCAUGAUGGAAAGAGCGGCACAGGUCAUUAUUGGGCGUACAUUUGGGUGGAGCCAUCGGAACACAACUUGCUAGAAGAUAUUCCUACAGAGGGCGGUUGGUUCAAAUUCUGUGAUGCUAUUGUUACAGCUGCUACUGAGCAAGAGAUCAUGGAAGAUUCCGUGCCACCCUUUUCACUGAUGUACGUCAAUGCUUCCUUGCCAAAGUUCAGCAGAGAACAGCUUUAUGCGUGUAUACCCGACGAAUUGAAGGAUUUUGUAAAGAAGGACAACGAGCUACUAAGACAAGAAAUACAUGAUCACGACCACCCUGCUGUGCAAGGAGACGCCUCGCUUAUAUCUACGUCUGAAGAUGAUGUGAUGUUUACAGAAAAAGCUGAUUCAGUGCAACUGGAUCACAAUUAUGCUGACGAUAAUGUGUCGGUGGGCACCGCGGUAGGUGCUGCGGCAGAGCAUCCGCCCUUGGCAACCACUACAGUAACUACUACUACAACAAACCGCACAAAUGGCGAGCUGCUCAACUACUCAUUCAACGGACAAGCAUUCAACAAACUCAAAGACCGAGUAACAGCCAAGAUUUGGAAAGUGUCAAGCUACCCCUGUGAUGACUAUCGAUUUAUAAAAAGUUUUGACGACUUUUUAGCAAGAAGCCAAAAUCAGUUGAUACUGGAACACUUGUAUUUGUUGUAUUCUUCCGAACAGCCUGAUAAUAGCAAUGAGCUUGCCAUCAACGAAAUAAAAGCACGAGAAGAUACCGACCUUCAGACCGUCUGGCAGGAAUACGAUGCCUACUUGUCUAUUGCAAGCAUGAUCACACAAGCGCUGAGCUGCUUUAUCAAGAAGGAUUUCGCAAGUGCGUUGCAACAUUUGAUGGACUCGAAGCGAGCGGAAGCCUCUUGGAAAACACAAAUGAUGCUGGAUAUGGACAUUUCCACUGCUUACUCUGGUUUGGAAACACUGACAUUCAAUGACAUUGUGGAAAAGUACGGCAAAGAGUGUAUCAAGAUUUUGAACAAUGCAGCCUUCACUAAAGCAUCCAACCCUUCCUACCGCACCAGAGGUUUGGAAGACGCUCUCCGUAUCGCACAUCAAGCACAAACCAUCAUUGGGCCUGACAACAUCACCCAAGACCCCGUCUAUCAAUCACUAGGCUCGUUAUGGCUCUCCUUCACUGACCAUACAAGCACUGGUUCUGAAUUGAGUGACAGACAAGUGGACCUAUUGAAUAAUUUGAUCAUGGCCUAUUUGGAGGGACAAGUGGGCGGAUCAUCAGUAGCCCAUAGUCGAAGUCAGUCACCGAUCUUGGAUGACAGUUCUGAUGGUGAGGAUGAUCAUGAAGCCAACUACUCUCAAGCACUAUGGCAAAAAUACAAGCAGGUUUGUUCUGAAUCCGAACAACUAUUGUCAACUUUAGAAAAAUAA
Mucor velutinosus is the source of this 3453-nucleotide messenger RNA. RefSeq lists its product as uncharacterized. The transcript has 10 exons. Gene Ontology annotation, molecular function: protein binding; cysteine-type deubiquitinase activity. Lineage: Eukaryota; Fungi; Mucoromycota; Mucoromycetes; Mucorales; Mucoraceae. Gene Ontology annotation, cellular component: cytosol; nucleus. Bases 1 to 3453 code for a protein of 1150 amino acids. The record is from RefSeq and is a predicted model, not a curated record. Gene Ontology annotation, biological process: protein deubiquitination.